Cynoglossus semilaevis (tongue sole) is the source of this 518-nucleotide messenger RNA. RefSeq names its product ribosomal protein L30 (gene rpl30). The transcript has 5 exons. The record is from RefSeq and is a predicted model, not a curated record. NCBI's taxonomy places the organism in Eukaryota, Metazoa, Chordata, Actinopteri, Pleuronectiformes, Cynoglossidae. Bases 119 to 469 code for a protein of 116 amino acids. Gene Ontology annotation, cellular component: cytosolic large ribosomal subunit. Gene Ontology annotation, molecular function: RNA binding; structural constituent of ribosome.
GUGAUUCUGCGCACCCACUCUUAAAGAUAGCGACGCAAGGCAUUGUGGUACUUCCUUUCUCUCCGAGGCCAUAUUGGAGUUAGCUCACAGUUUGGCCGAAAAGGACUAAACCGCAAAAAUGGUGGCAGCAAAGAAGACGAAAAAGUCCUUGGAGUCCAUCAACUCCCGUCUCCAGCUGGUGAUGAAAAGUGGGAAAUACGUGCUGGGCUACAAACAGUCCCAAAAGAUGAUCCGUCAGGGAAAAGCCAAGCUGGUCAUCCUGGCCAACAACUGCCCUGCCCUCAGGAAAUCAGAGAUUGAGUACUACGCCAUGCUGGCCAAGACCGGUGUCCACCACUACAGUGGAAACAACAUUGAGCUUGGCACCGCUUGUGGUAAAUACUACAGGGUGUGCACACUGGCCAUCAUUGAUCCUGGCGAUUCUGACAUCAUCAGGAGUAUGCCCGACCAGCAGCCACAGGCUCAGUAGAACUGGUACCCUGACCCUGUUGUUAUAUAAAUAAAGAGUUAACAGUUCA